Messenger RNA from Dovyalis caffra, 597 nucleotides. The record is from the annotation of a GenBank genome assembly. NCBI's taxonomy places the organism in Eukaryota, Viridiplantae, Streptophyta, Magnoliopsida, Malpighiales, Salicaceae.
AUGACGCUUCCAACGACGACGUCGCGUGGGACAGGGAACAAAGCAGCAGGAACAGGCAGCAAGAAGGUGCUGAUAACAGGAGUAGGGAAAGGUCUAGGGAGAGCAUUAGCCCUAGAAUUAGACAAGAGAGGCCACACUGUUAUCGGCUGUUGCCGUUCUCAGGAUAAUCUCAAUUCUCUUCAAUCACAAUUCUCCUCCUCCGAUAACCACCACCUCCUCCUCACCGCCGAUGUGAAAUCAAAUAGCAGUGUUGAAGAGUUUGCGCGUGUUGUCGCGGAGAAGAAAGGCGUUCCUGAUAUCAUAGUGAACAAUGCAGGUACUAUUAACCCUAACAAGAAGAUUUGGGAGGUUAGUGAAGAAGAAUUUGACAGUGUUAUUGACACAAAUUUGAAAGGGAUAGCCAAUAUGUUGCGUCAUUUCAUCCCGCUUAUGCUACCAAACAAGCAAGGGAUUAUUGUUAAUUCGUCUUCUGGAUGGGGAAGGUCCGGCGCUGCGCUGGUAAGUAAGUGUAAGCAAAGCAAGCAAGUGGCACCUUAUUGUGCAUCUAAAUGGGCUGUGGAGGGUUUAAGUAGAGCAGUGGCAGAAGGAGAUUCCUGA